UGAACCAUCAUGAAGUGCUUCUCGAAUAAAAUUGUUUUCGUGUGUUUUUCGUUGGUUUUAACGUUAACUCUGUGUAACCAUGAAAACAGUGCGACUACAACCUGUCGACUUUGGUCUGCUCGACGGAUUAUAGCCACAUUCACCGUAACCGGGGGUGCAGAUAAAAUCAAAGACAGUUGUCCUCGAAAUUCCACCGAAAAGAAAACUAUCGAAAUACGAGGGACAAUCAAAACCCUGUACGAAGAUUCCGUCAAGAACAUAACUAAUUUAUUCAAAAUCGACUUAGUAAAGGUGGGAUUAGAGAAAAUCCAGCCCGGGACUUUCAAGGAUUUGUCGCCACUCAUGGAUUUGAUAAUUCAAGAAAAUAAAUUGAAGACACUUAAAACCGGUACCUUUGUUAACUUGAACGUUUCGUUUCUCAGUCUUCGAAGAAAUUUCAUUUCGGUUUUGCAACCAGGUGUCUUCCAAAACCUGUCACUUUACCAACUGGCUCUUGAAGAAAAUAGAUUAACGAAAAUCGCAAAAGGAGUGUUUCAGGAUGUUUCUCUUACGCGUUUGAGUUUGGACCAAAAUGGCAUUUCAAGACUAGAACCUGGAGUUUUUGCAAGCUUGCACCCGAAGAACGAAGAGGGAAUAAGUUUGUCCUUAUCAGACAACAAAAUUGAAAGAUUAGAUCCACAGGUUUUUGAUAACAAAGACAUAGAUCAUGUAAAUUUAGGUAACAACUCUAUCUCGAUACUUCACCCAGGCGAUUUGAAUAAUUUACCGAAUUUGACUAGGCUUAACCUGACUAGAAACAGACUCAAGGAAGUUCCUGAAGGAGUUUUUAACGCUUCUAAAAUAGUGAUUCUAGAUUUGAGUCACAACCAGAUUUCUGUGAUCGCAAAUGGAGCGUUAGAUGGUAUGAAAGGUUUAUGGUAUAUUAGGAUUCACCAUAAUCAGCUGAAAGAGUGGGAUAGUAGAUGGUUUCGUGGGUUGUCAAUGAUCAAAAUUUUUGCUUCUAAUAACUAUAUUGAGACAAUUCCUGAGGGAAGUUUUGUGGAGGUUCAGGAAUAUACUGCGGUGGACUUAGCUCAUAACCAAAUCAGAAAUAUUUCUGACGGUGCUUUCGCUGGUCUGAAACGGUUAAGGUCUCUGGACUUAAGUUAUAAUAAAAUAAGGAAAUGGAAAAUCGAGUUCUUGGAGAAAGUAAUGAUACAAGAAAAUGUCGAUCUUCGAGGUAAUAAUAUCAGUUGUUCUGAGAUUGAGUCGGGUAUACAACAACUCCGAAAUCAAGGAUUUAUUUUUGAUAAAUGUUGAGUAA
Molecule: messenger RNA, 1303 nt
Organism: Zophobas morio
Lineage: Eukaryota; Metazoa; Arthropoda; Insecta; Coleoptera; Tenebrionidae
Product: leucine-rich repeat-containing protein 15-like
Exons: 1
Coding region: 10-1299 (429 amino acids)
Molecular function (GO): protein binding
Source: RefSeq, a predicted model, not a curated record